CUCUCGCAGUGCCCGUCUCCGCUCCCGCCUGCGCAACCGCUCCGCUAUGAAGUCUAAAGUCAAAGGCGUCAGGUCCAAAAACAUGGACAAACUGAUAGCAGCCGUCCAGGCCAGGGAGUGUUUAUGGGAUAAAAGCUACAGGGGCCACCGGAACCGGUUCAAAUUGGAGCGCUAUUGGAACGAGGUCGCCGCAGAAGUGGGAACGACGAGUAUUAAUUGUAGAAAGAGAUGGAAGAACUUAAAAGACCAAUGCAGGAAAGAGAUGAAGAAGAAUCCAAACGAAUCAGAUUGGCCGCACUUCAAGAAAUUGAAAUUCAUUCAUCACCAGUUCCUGGCUGAAGACGGUGAAGGUGAUGAAGACACGACUGAUGAAGUUUUCAAUUCAUUAGAUGAUUCUAUAAAAAGACCAAAGCUCGGAUAUACCAUGAGAAAGAAAUUAUUGAUGAAUAAACGUAGAACUAUUGACGUUGAUAUGAAUAAAUUGAUCGAUUUAGUCAGACCUAUGGAUUUAAUUUGGAAUAGACAGUUAAAAGGUCACCAUAACUGGUAUAAACUAGAUGAAAGUUGGAAAGAGAUCGCUAAGGAAUUAGGAGUUACGAGAGACGAGGCGCGCCUUAAAUGGAAAUAUCUAAGAGACCAAGCGAGAAAGGAAGUACGUAAGCAAGACUCUGAAUGGGAAUACUUACCCAAACUACAGUUUCUAACAAGCCAGUUUAAUGAUUACGAGAAUAAUGAGGCUGCAGACGAGCAGUACCCACAGGAAUACGAACCUAUAGACACGUCCGCGUCCUACUACGCCGAGCCGGCAAAUGAAGUUGCCAAUGAUGAAGAUUUCGAUGAAUUCGAUACAAAACCAAUUAUAAUGGAGACAGACUUCUACGAUGAUGAUGAUGAAGCUCAAAGAAGUGCAACCGGUGAAGAGCCAGCUAAAGACGAAGAUAUAGGCUUCUUUAACAGUCUACUUCCUCAUGUUAAGAAAUUGGUGCCUGCAAAAAAGUUGAUGCUCAGAAUGAAGAUACAAGAAUUGGUUUAUAAUACGGUUUACAGUGAAAAUUGAAGUAUAGUAAAUGUAACAAGGUUUUCAUAUCUAAUGAGCCAUUAUGCUCUUGUUUUUCGACUGGUCUAUAGUUGAAGUUUGAUUUCAAUGACAUCAAAUGUCAUUAAGGCAGUUUUUGUAAAGAAGCAGAGUUCAAGUGACAAAUAAAAUUGAGAGUAGAGUUUGUUUUGCUGG
Messenger RNA from Papilio xuthus (Asian swallowtail), 1231 nucleotides. RefSeq lists its product as uncharacterized. The record is from RefSeq and is a predicted model, not a curated record. NCBI's taxonomy places the organism in Eukaryota, Metazoa, Arthropoda, Insecta, Lepidoptera, Papilionidae. Gene Ontology annotation, molecular function: DNA binding. Bases 47 to 1057 code for a protein of 336 amino acids. The transcript has 3 exons.